AUGGGACGACGGAAGGGCGGGAAUAAGGGCGGCGUCACCCCCUCUUCCGGGCAGAGCAGCAGCAGCGGCACAGGGAGUGCACCCGAGGUACCCGCGAAGAUGAGCGUCGCCGAUCCGGAGGGCGUCGACGAGAUCUUGGAAGAAAGGACGGAGAGCUCCAAUCUCGAUGACCCUGCUGAGCCCCUGAUUGGCAGCGACAAGACCAGCGCCGAUUACUACUUCGACUCCUACUCCCAUUUCGGUACGAUGGUCGCUGCUCUAUAAUGUCUCUUCCUCUAUCCGUUUCCCUCUCUUUGCUCUUUGCUCCCCUUGUUUGGUGGACUUUGAAUACGUUUUCUUCUCGCUUAUAUCUUGUAAUCUGGGAAGCAGUUUUCGACGUGAAAACUAAAGGGAGUAGACGGUUUUGAAAGGAGGAUAGGACUUCUGACAACUUCAUUACCGUGCCAGUUGACAGUUCUUGACUUGUAGCAUAUACCAGCUGGCCAUGUUUUCUUGUUCUACUAUUUAUUUUCUGAGCCACCCUCCAAUUAUAUAAAGCAAAAGCCUGCAGAGUGUUGAAUCCUGUCGACAGGGAUUGCAGGGUCUGUAGCUUAUGCACUCCUUGAAUCCUGUCGAACGUUUCGUCUGUAGAGUGUUGGGGAGAAAUGAUGCUUACAGUUUGCCCUGAAUGAAGACACUGCUAAUCUUUUGUUUAGACAUUCCUCAAAAUUUUUGCAUUAAUUUUUCUCUCGUGCGUCGUGGUCGUCCAAUGCUCAUCGUUAAUGAUUAUAAUUAUUGCCCGAGUUUGUUGCUGGAUGUACCGUUGCUGAAGAUGAGGUGUAUCUAUUGAUGGGUCAAUGAGAUCUUGGUUAAUGUGUGAAGUACAUCUCUCCGUCUAUUGUCAACACAGAUCGAUAGGAAUGAGUAAGAAGCAUCCGACAAUACAGUGGCGGGGGGAUCAGUUUACGUUGGACAGCGAGAUUGACCGUCAGAUAUUCUCAGAGGCUUCUCUUUUCACUUUCAUGAUAGUUUAAGAGGCACCUUCUUUUGCUUUUUCGUACCUUGAAACCCUUGAUUGCCUAGAAACUAGUAUACAUUUCGGAAUCCCCUUAAUACAACGUUUAAAAAAUACAUCUUAAACAUGAAGUUUUGUGAAAAUAUAUCUACUGUGCAGCGUUCAAAGCUAAAGCUCCCUUGGAUCGUCAUUCUGAGAUUAACUUGCGAUUUAAUUAUGCAUCUACCCGAGAAGCAUUGCUUAAAUGUUCAGUUUGCAUUUGUAUUUAUUUUCAUGUAGCCUUAUUGGAAAACUCCGUUUCUUUUUUUUUUACGUUGUCCGUAUAUGUAUAUUGUUCUGAUAUUCGAUGCUAUCCUUUUUUUUUUUCAGGUAUCCAUGAAGUACGUAGAUGCCAACUAGAUGUUCAAUUAUUGCAGUUGUUCAGUAAAUGUGAUCUGAGGUUUUGACGAGGGAAAAUAUGAUCCCAUGUUAAUUCAUAUACAGUGAAUUCUUUCGUUUUUGGCUAAUACGAAAAACAUCCAUGAUUUUUUAUCCCUCGUGCUUUUGUGCUUCUUAUGGUCCUGUAAUUUUUGCCUGUGAUCUUGCAUUGUUCUUUGGUGAUUACUUUUGGCCUUGUGAUGGGAUUUUUCUGAAAAUUUGGGCUAGGUCACUGGUGCGCAGGCCAAAAGUUGAGAUGUCCUCAACUUUUGGAGUUCUCUCAAAGCAUAAUUUAUGUGAAAUAGAUUCGAGUCUCCAAUGUCGACGAUGAUUUAGAACCUUGCUUUUUCUUUGACCGAGUCUGAGAAAAGAUUGAAUGGUUGUAAGUCCGUCAUGAUCAGGAAAACAGUGUUAUGGAGAUGGAUCACAAAAUGAGUCCUUAUCCAGAACAUUUGUGGAAAAUGCCUGGUGACAAUCUGUGGGAAAAUCAUAAAAAAUGGUCAUUAGCACUAAAGGUUUAAAUUUCAUGCGAUAAAUGCCACUUAAAGUACUACCUACAAUUCAAUUAGAAUAUUGCCUAAGGUACUUUUUGAUGGAAUAAGGAGUCCAUUGCCCAUAUCUUUGUUAAAUGUGCUAUCAUGCAUGUGUAAUGGUUUUGUAGUUUCAAAGGCAUGUUCCUGAUGUGUCCCAAGCUUGAAGGAAUCAGUGAACUAAGGGGCAGCUCAAAUUAUGCAUAUUCCAGUGAAUCUGAAAUUUCUUGAACCAAGAAGAAUAAGAGAGAGUGUCAAGGAUAAGCUAAACAUUGAUAAAAUCUCCCUCUUCAUGGACGACAAGUUCUCCCUGGAGGUACUCUGGAUACGUGAAGAAAAAAUCCGGAAUCUUAGCGUUAAGGUUUAAGCCUCUGCUUACUAAUCACCUGAUUCUGAAGAUGAAAGAUAUGAUAUGUUUAUUAUGCUACUUUGCUGUUAAUUCUUUGAUGAUCUGAUUUUCAGAAUGAGCUCUUUCAACAAUUUAAUCGUUUAAUAGUGGCUUAGAGCAACUGCCUGCUGUACCUUUUUUUAACAAUUGUGGAGUACGGCUUAAUGUAAAUAAAGAAGAUAUUGAAGCUGAUUCUCCUCUCCUUGAUGGAGAGAGAAAAGAUAUUGCCCCUGUGACAUCUUGAUGGAAUUUUUGAAUUUUUUUUGAAGCUGUGAAGCAUUAAAUGGAACUCUGACAUAUUUCAAAAUCUAUUGCAGGAAAUGUUGAAGGAUACUGUUAGGACAAAAACGUAUCAAAAUGUUAUCUAUCAAAACACAUUUCUAUUCAAGGACAAGGUGGUUCUUGAUGUGGGUGCUGGAACUGGAAUCCUUUCUUUAUUUUGCGCAAAAGCGGGAGCCAAACAUGUGUAUGCGGUGAGUCUUAGACCAGAUAUCCUUUAACAUUUUUAGAUUGUCCUCUUGAAGGCAGUAUGCUUUUUCUUACCCAGGGAACAACCAUUGAAUUUUAAUUGGUUUGUGUUCAUUCUCAAGGAGGGCAUAUCCAAUUUUAUAUUUAGUCACCCUUUGCAGUUUAUAACCAAUCGAUUACACCACAGUUCGCUAUCGCCUUUUAUUCAACUGCAUUUUCAGUAAAGUGAAUAGGGUUACAUGCGAUAACCACACUAUUCCCUAGGUCCUGCAUCAACCACUCCAUUUUUAGGUGCUACCUCUAUACCAAUCUAUCAAAGCUAAUGUCCUUGCUGGUUUUGAUCAUAAACAGAAAGAAAUUCUAUAAAAAAGGAUUGCUGUCAAAGCUCUAUUUUGAUCAUAACUUUCCAUGUAGAGGUACCUUUGGUAAUCUCAACCUUUAUGAAACCUCGCUGAUUUCUUCAUUAGAAACGGAUUGCUGCCUCUAGCAUAUAUGUUCAAAUACGAGUGAAGCUUGUUGCUUCAAUCGAUUCAAUUCCUUUGCAGGUGGAAUGCUCCCUUAUGGCUGAUAUGGCAAAAGAGAUUGUUGAAGCAAAUGGGUACUCGAAUGGUAAUUUUUCACUUUCUAGUCUUUUCAUGGCAAUUUUUUUUUCUCUUGGACUGGUGAUAUUUGUGGUACUGCUUCUUUGCACGGGAAUUUUUAUUUUCCCUCUGAUUUGGGUUCCUUUCAAGUUUCCAGUCAUAACUGUUCUGAAGGGAAAGGUUGAAGAGAUUGUCCUUCCAGUAUCUGAUGUAGACAUCAUUAUUUCCGAAUGGAUGGGCUAUUUUCUACUGUUCGAAAACAUGUUGAACACAGUUCUGUAUGCACGCGACAAAUGGCUUGUAUGUAUAACGUAUUCUUUGAUUCGUUUUUUAAUUUAAUUUAUUUGCGCUGUAGUUUGGAUUUUUCAGGAGAUGAAUGUACUUUUGUGAUGGCGGUCUUUCACGUUUUAGUAGAUAGAUGUGAUCAUCUUUGUUCUUUUAUGAUGCAUGCAGUUACCAUAUUUUUGUCUCUUAUACGAAUCUAUGCGAAAACUAAGUGAUUAUUGAAGUGAAGUUGACCUUACUCCAUUAUCUUUUUUUUUUUCUAGUCCCCAGUCCUCUCACUUGCUGCUGAACCCCAUCCUUGUUUGCUUAAACUGGAUGAUUAGUUGUAUCACUGGAUGGAUCUUCCUAUCGUUUUCUAUUUUUUGAGGCUUUAUAAAAGAAUCGUGUAUAAACCUGUCGAUCUAGAAAAUAAUGAAGUACAAAAUAAUUUUUAUGUAGCACUAAGACCUACAUUAUUCGCUCUGAAGUUCAGAAUUUGACCUACUUCUAAAAACGGGGUUUUUGAUGUUUGUAUGGAAUCUUCCUUAGAACUGGGGCCCCAUUGUAAGUUGACCUCAGGUUACGUUCCCCGUGGUUGACCAGAUAUUAGUUAUUUUAAUUUUAGUGAAGCAUCCGGAUAUGGUCAAGUACAUUGAGACGAGAGUUACUGGUCUACAACGUUGGAAGGUCAGACUUAGUCUUCUCUUUUGUCUUCUGAUGAGGAGUAUUGUUUUCAGGGAAGAUGCUACCCGUUGUUUAUAUGCAGGUUUUGAAUCAAAUUAACUAUUUUGUUUCAUGAGCUAGCAAGAAAGUUAUCAAGCAUUAACUAGCCAGAAGUCUAGUAGAUGCGAAAGAAAUUAAUAUACGAUUUAGAGCAAUCAAGUCAAUCAGAAACCAGUUUUCCUAGGUUAAUGAGACCAAAUCUUAAUGUGAGUUGGCUAGAUUUCCUUUUCUUGCAGAGCAUUGAGGUCAAUGGCAUUCCAUAUUCUCUCUACAAUUUAAGAGUCAAAUCUAAGAAAAAAAAACAUUUUUCGAAAUGUGCAACUUGGCCUUUUCCAUAUCUUCUUCAGUGUUUCUGACGGUUUAGAAAAGAUUUUGGUUGACUUAAUUCAGCAGUCUUCCAUCUGUUCUGAUACGAGCUACUUGUUGACAGGUUAAGGAUGGCAUUGUGUUGCCAGACAUAGCUUCUCUGUAUUUGACGGCGAUUGAGGACGCUGAUUACAAAGAAGACAAGAUUGAAUGCAAGUACUCCAUAUCUCUUAACACUGCAUUAAAUUUCACUGGAGUCUGGAUAUUUCUCAGAAUGCUGUGUUUGAUUGAUGCCAUUGGCUUCCUUGAUAUUUAAGCUUUAUUUUUACUAUAUAUAUUUUAUAUAUAUUUUUUGCUUACAGUCUGGAAUAAUGUGUAUGGGUUCAACAUGAGCUGCAUCAAGAAACAAGCCAUGCUGGAGCCACUUGUUGAUACUGUGGACCAGAACCAAAUCGUCACCAACUGCCAGUUGCUGAAGGUGGGCGUUGACUCCAUUAUUUUGUCUCAGUCGAUCAUUCUAGAUCCAGUGCUUAAAAUGGUAGGUCAUUUCUUUGUAAAUCCAGACCAUGGACAUCUCGAAGAUGUCUAUUGGGGACGCCUCCUUCACUGCCCCUUUCAAGCUUGUGGCCGAACGGAACGACUACAUCCAUGCGCUUGUGGCUUACUUUGACGUCUCAUUCACAAAAUGCCACAAACGGACGGGCUUCUCCACAGGUUCGCUUACCCACCUCUGCUCCCUACUUUUCUUUCUUUGUGUUGGGUUUUUAGCCACUGCCCAGUUGGGAUCUUGGGCAACAUCUAACAUUGGAAGGCAAGUGGAAAAUGAGAUUAAUCUCGUUGACUUUAUCAGAAAAGGAAAAUCUGUCACCGAAAUGUUGGUUCUCUUGUUCUGUACCGUGAUGGGUUUCAAUGAUCAUAUCCCCCUUGAUCUCAGAAUUGGCUUAAAAAUGGCAUUAAACUAGUUGACUUCAUCCCCUGAGGGAGAAAAAUAGCUCUCUCUGAGUCUGUACCAUGAUGGGUGGGUUUCAAUGAACAGACAGACCCCUCAUGUGAUAACCGAGUCAACUUAUCGAAACCCAUCUCAUGAAAAAAUUGAAAACCACCUGGCAAUCCUCCCAUUGACCAAUAGAAAUGGCACUGACCUCGUUGACUUCAUCGGAAGUGUUUCCAAAAGAUUAUGUCUGGGUCUGUACUUCUGAUUGGGUUUCAGUGGACCAAAUGGCUAUUGUGAUAAUUUUCUGAAAGGCGGAUGGACAUCCUCUGCAGGGCCCAGAUCUAAGGCGACCCACUGGAAGCAAACAGUGCUGUAUCUGGAGGACGUGUUGACCAUCUGCCAGGGGGAGGCCCUGGUGGGGAGCCUCUCUGUCGAGCCCAACAAGAAGAACCCUCGGGACGUUGACAUUGUGCUCAAGUACUCCCUCAAUGGACAGCGCUGCCAGGUCGCCCGGACCCAGCAAUACAGAAUGCGUUGA
This is a messenger RNA of Spirodela intermedia, 6143 nucleotides long. The record is from the annotation of a GenBank genome assembly. NCBI's taxonomy places the organism in Eukaryota, Viridiplantae, Streptophyta, Magnoliopsida, Alismatales, Araceae.